Messenger RNA from Eimeria maxima, 9495 nucleotides. RefSeq lists its product as hypothetical. Bases 1 to 9495 code for a protein of 3164 amino acids. NCBI's taxonomy places the organism in Eukaryota, Apicomplexa, Conoidasida, Eucoccidiorida, Eimeriidae. The record is from RefSeq and is a predicted model, not a curated record. The transcript has 19 exons.
AUGAACGCAGCCGGGGAGGUGCAGCGCCUACUACUCUCCGUCCGCAGCCGCCUGCGCAACAGACCGGGGCCGUGCCGAACGAGGUUGUCUCAACAGCACUAUGUAGAGGCAUUCGAGGAGAUGGCCUCUGCAUUUGAUUCCAUGGCUGCGGUUCGCCUGCCAUUGUGCCUGGUGUUCGAUGCUGCGGUCGACCUGGCGCUGGGUCUGCUCAAGCUGGGCUUAGCAGACCUCGCAAUAUGUGUGCUUCACCUGAAGGCACCCGACGCUCGCGACAUUCUGAGGAACGCAUCCACCAACCCGUUGUUCACAAACAGCACUCCAGUCGACAACAGCACACCUUGUCCCAUCUGCAGCCGGCAGCAGAAGGCGGCAGAGGCGGAACGUAGCAGCAGUUUCUCCGGAAGCCUUGAGAAGAUCAACGGAAGCAGCAGCGGGAGACUUGAAAACCUUCACUUGCUGCAUUCCGCAGGCACCUUCGUGCUCCUGAACGCAUGUGCAACCGCAGCUCACUGGUUGCACGAGCGGGAGGACCGCAGCGGCUGUGAGGAGGCGGACCGGCGUGCCUCGGUGUUAGAGCGGAUUGAGUCAUUGCAAUUGUUGCUGUGCGCUUGGAAAGCAGCAAAAGAGGUUGUAGCUCCUGCUGCGCUGCCACUGCAGUUGGAGCGACUCCUGUUCCCUGCUGUGCUGCUGGUGAGCCGACUGUCCGAGAGUUUGGGAUCGAGUGGCUACAGCAGCACUGCAGCGCAACUGCUCAGCAGGUGUCUGUACACUGUAGAGGCCUUUGAGUCCAGGUUUUCGCCUCCUUACUGGACUUUCUGGUGGCAAUUAGCCACACUUUUGUACUCUCGGCGACAGUAUGCAGAAGCUUCGAGAAUCUGUGCUGCAGUUGCAGCAGCCAUUACGCAGGCCCUACAACAGCCUCUGGCUGCAAGGAGAAAGAGGGAAUUCGAAUACAAACAACUACUCUUUGCAGCUAUCCUUAUCAAGUGCAAACUCAGAGAACAAACAAUCACGCCAGUUGAUGCGUUGGACGAGCUGCAAAACGCUGUGAAGAUGUUCACGUCGAGUGUGUGGGCAGACCAAGAUGCUUCAACGCUGCCACAAACCCGAGCCGGGCGAGCUGCUGCUGCUGCAGUCCGGCCCAACAACGGCGACGUUGGCACAGCCAAAUGCAAUUCUCUCGAGCAGCAGAUUCGCAAGCUUGCAUUUGCUUCGCAUGCGUUCGAAAGCAGCUCUGCAUCUGCAGCGCCUAACCUGUUUCUGGAUGGAGGGCAGUCUGCCGCAUACCGGAGUCUCCUCCUGUCGCUGGGCCUCGUGUUGCUGCAACCGGAGGGCCAGUGGAACCGCGGAUCCCCUGUUUGGGGCUUGGGGAGCAGCAAUUACUGGGAUGCAUGCAGCCGCACCAGCAACGCACAGAUCGAUGGCACUUUGCAUGCAGGCGAUGCAGAGUUCUCAGGCAGCAGAAGCCCCGCUUCGAGAAGACGCGACGAGGCGAAGGGCUCCCGUAAGAAGAAGCUCACCGCUGCUUCAGCAACCUCGGGAGCUGGUGCUGCAGCAGACAGCAAUAACAUCAGCACGUUUUCAGAGGCUCUGCUGCUGAAGCUGCUUGAUGUCGCCGAUCCAAUUCUUGGUGAUUUCCUGGCAGCAGCCACGAAACUGGAUAUGGUGUUCAAGACAGAGUGCCGGGGGGGAUCCUCCGACCCCAAGACGGCAGCAUCAGCAGCUACAGCAGCAACAGCAGGUUCUCAUGACUCUGGUGGGCACAUGCGCAAGAAGCCUUCCCGGCAGUCUGCUGCCGUCGGACAAAGUGUACCAGCAGCCACAGCAGCUGCAGGAGGCUCUGGUGUUUGUGACGAGUCUCUUAGAGAACUAGUCCGAGCAGCUCAACGCGCUGCUGCCUCGUUGCCGCUUUGUGUACACCUGGAACUCCUGUGGCGCCUUGCGGAGGGCGAGGAUAUCCUGCCUCCUGGGAAGCUGUUGAGGUGCUGGCGUGCCCUCGAAUAUCGGCUCAUCUACAUGAACUUCUUCCAGCCGCCAGUGACGGAGCUUGAGGUGUUUGAAUUGGAGGGGGAGUUGGCAGGGGAUGGAUUGAUGUCCACACAGCCGCUGGAGCUGCAACAGCAGCAGCUUCAGAAGCUAGAGGAGCUGCUACGACAGGGCUGGGGGCUCGCCAGUUGCUGCGACUUGCAGGGGCUGCGACCUCUGGAGGAGAUUACUGUGAUAUCAGGUGUACGUACAGAUGAACAACGGCUGCAAACCAGGGGCUCGCAACAGCAACGGAUUUCAACGCUGGAAGCGCAGAUGGCUGCUGCUGCUUCAGCAGAAGCUGAGAAAGACACAGAUGGGGAAUUGAAAAAUCAAGCAACCAACAACGUAAAGCAGAAACAACUCAUCAGACUCCUUCUGGCGCGUCGCUGGGACUGGGAAGCUGACCUGCGCUCCAGUGCAGCAUCAGCUGCAAGUGUUGCUGCAGCCACUGCAGCUGCAGCUGGUGCUGCGAGCGCUGCUGCCUUGGCCAACUCCGACGGAGCGCACACCCAGGAGCAUGGUGAAGGCCUUGUGCAAAACGUAGGUGCAUAUACAGGCUGCACUGCAGCAGACUUGAGCAGCAGUUUGCCGCUUAUCUGCGGAAUGCAGCUCAUUGCUGCCAAGAGUUAUGAGGAUGCUGCAGCAAAGUACAAGGCCGAAAUACGCAGGAUGGAGGCACCAUCUCCGUGGGAAGCAGUGACCGCAGCACCAGCACCAGAGACAACAGCUCCAGCUAAUGUUCUUGAAGACGCAUAUGAGUCUGGGAAUUCAGCAGAGUCACUGCAAUGCGAGCAGGUGCUUCAGGCUGUCUACGGCAUAACUUGCGAUGGGGAACGGCCCCCAUUGCCUCUACGGCUGCUACUGCGGCAGCACCAGCAACAACAACAGCAGCAGCAGCAACAGCACAAGCUGCUGCAGCCUGUCUCGAAUGCGCUGGCGGUAUUUCACGAGGUUUUGGCUCCGUCCGAAGGAGCAGAAUUCGGAGGAACCGCUAAGGAUGCAGACGCAGGUGCUGCUUGUCUCAAGAUACCCCACUUGCAGCGACAAGCUAAAGGCUCCGAAGCUGCAACUGCAGAGCCCACAACAGUGCAUGUGCUACAGCUCCGACAAUCUUCGGCAGGUCCAGCGGGGAAUCAUGAGUUUCUCGUUUAUACUAAGGUUGCAGCAGGAUGUGCGAUUUCUCCUGUGGAUUCGGGUUUUGCUCAAGAUGACAAGAGCACCACCAGGGAGGGUUCUCCCUCACGGGGGCCCCUAACUGACGAAACGUUUCCAGAGCCGAUGCAAUGGCGGCUCCAGGGGAACCCUCGUUCGGUGCUGCAGAGCUGCCUCGGUGUACACCUUACUGUGUUGUGUGCCCCUGUCGAGUCGUUGCCUUGGCUGUCGCCACCUUUUCCGCAUUUUAACGUUUUGUUCAAUCUGCCCAACCGCAAGCCACCCACGCUGGAGGCGGCGCUGGAUGGGCGUGGCGAACCGUCAGUUCCUCCAAAGGCGCCUUUCGUCUCUGCUGCAGCUUUAAGAGAUACCACCAACAGCAACAACAACAACAGCAGCAGCAGCAGCACGCUAGUCAGAAAUCCUUCGUUGCAUGGAGAAGGGGAGGUAAACGCCGAGCUCAGGCUCAACCUCGCGUUGGAGGUGACAGCCCUCUGGACUGAAGCGUACACCACAGGUGGCCUCGAGGAGCUGCUGAAGACAUCCUGCAGCGAAUACCUAAGCGAAGUAUUGCUCACAAUGUGGCACGGCCAUAUUCUUCCUCUUGCGAACAUCCUGCUUGCUGCUGGCGCGUCGGGAGACAGAGACGGCAGUCUGGCUUAUCCACGAGCUGCAGAUGCGCAGUUGUCUGCUGCUGCUGAUGGUUUCGGCCUGCUGCUGCUGCUCUACAAGGCAGCACAGCAGAUGGCUUUUCUGAUGACCAAAUGCCGUUUUAAUUUUAUGAGACCACUGGCAGCAGCAGCAGUGCUCUUGUUUCAUUUGACGCAGCGAUACCCCCACCUCUCAAGCGGGGAGGCCUCCCGAGUGGCGGAGCUGUUGAGGGGUUUGAUAGAGCGGGCGGAGGCCUCAGCUUGUGAACUGGCGGCCCCUCUAGUAGAAGCUGUAGGAGCAGCAGCAGCAGCCCCAGCAGCGCCAGCAGCAGAGGCAGCAGCAGCGGCAGCAGCAGCAUCCGCGCUGCUGGCCUCCGCGGAUCCAGCGGUGUAUUGGGAGCAGCAAGGCACAGGGGAAGCGGUUGACCAGGAAGAUACGUUGGAAAGAGACAGCAUACAAGUUGUGCAGGACGGAAUCAAAACGUCAAAUGGGAAGCAACUGCAGGAUGAGUUGCUGGUGCACCAUCAGCAGGAGCAGCAGCUGAAGGUGCACACACGCGCUUCUCCCACAUGGGAUGCAGAGCCUGCAGAGGCCUGGACACUCCUCUGCCAAAUGUAUGAACUGGAAGCGCGGCUGACAGCUAAACCACUCCACGAUCCACCGUCUGCUACUUCCUCUGCGAGACUUCGCGCUGCUCCAGGAGAGGAGGAGAAGGGUAGCAGCAAUACCAGGAGUAACAGAGGCACAACUGUUGCUAGCACCAAGGCGGAAGGUGCAGCUGCUUCCGCUGGCCUACAGGAGUGUGGUGCUGGGGAAGGCAGCACUCACCAAGUGGUGCAGAUACAGCGGCUGAAGCAGCAGUGUGGGCUGAACUGCUACCGGCGUUGUUUAUAUCUCUGUGCUCUGGCCGAUCUGCUGCCCCCAGAAACGGCUGCUGCUUCCGCUGCAGCAGCAGACGUGGAGGCUACACUGGCUGCCAAACUCGAAAGCAGAUGGGAAGCAGCAACAGCGGACGUGGCUACAGCUGCUCGCGCCGCAGCAACAGCAACAACAGAAUCAGCAGAAGCAACCGAGUCCAAGUCCUUGUCUGUGUCAGCAGCACGCAGCGCCGCCAGCAGCAGCAGCAACAGCAGCGGGGCUUCGAAAAGGCACCGACAGCUGGGGGCACCGCUGAUGGUUGGACGGGGACCCCAAUUUAUGCUGCUGAGUCUUCCUGCUGCUGCCGCUGCAGGGGGAGUACCUGCUGAAGCCUCAGGUAGGCCCUGGCACGUGUUGUAUGGGGGACCCGUGCGUACUCACGGGGGCCUUGGGGUAUCUCGGCACCAGAAGGCAGUGGCCGGCACUGGGCUGCGGUUUGAGCCUUCUAGUUUGAUUCGAAUUCACCAACUUAAAGAUACAGAAGCAUACGCAGUUGCAUACGAAGAGGUACGAGGUGGGCGCCCCUCGGAUUUGAGUGAUACAACACUGCCACUGAGUUGCAGCACUCCUCUCCCUCUGGCGAUGCUCAAGGCUCGUAUAUACACCGCAGCGCUUCGCUGCUCGCUCCCCCGCAUUGCAGAAGCGGUCCUCAGCGACCUGUGGAGCUACAUCGCUACGACUGAGGGGGGGCUCAAGGGUAAAGCCCCCAAGCGACACAAAUUGAGGGAGAAUGCUCUCCGCCGAUUGCCCCCUGCUGUCCUCCGCUCUAUUGCCGACAGCGUGGUUUGCUCGUUCCGUGUGCGGCGUCCCUUGCCUUGCCCUGUGGUGUCGAGAUUGGAGCUGGUGUUGGGUCUUCAGCAGGUGUACAGACAAUCGGUUAAUUUCCAAGUGGCCGUAAUGGGGCGCAGCACAGACGUCGCUGAAGAGCAGUUGUCUUUGCUACUGAACUCAUUGUCUACCAUUCUCUCAUCCCUUUCGUCCUUCCCCCCCGACCUCCUCUCACCCCUCCUGCGCUCCUUUGCAGCUCUUAAUACAACUCCUUUCGAUGGAGCAAGACCCCAAACAAGAGCAGCAGAGGCAGCUCUCCUUGGGUUUGCUAGUCUCGCAGCAGCUCAGUUGCAGAUACCUUUAAUUAGUGGGUUGGUGCAGAAACGCCUGCCGCGGUGUCUCACGCUGCCUGCUUCAGCUGGCGUUCUGCUGAAUCCUGCAGAAAAACGACUGAUUCUCAGCUCUUGGUUAUCUGCAUGCAUCGCUGCAGCAACCUCUGGUGUUUUGCAGAGAAGCCCCACAGCUGCGGCCUUGUUAGAAACGCUCCCGAUGCCAGCAUGGCUAUGCGACAGCCGCAGCAGCGAUGGCAAGCAACUUGGCACGCUGCUUCUCUCCGUGCUGCUGGCAGCCCCUGCAGAGCUUCCGUCUGCGUUGCAACGGCUAGCUGAGAGUGAGAAAACUCUCUUCAAGUCCCAUUUGGAGAAAGAAGAAAAUUCUGCUGCUGUGUUGCACAUUAUCAGCUCUGUGUUUUGCUUCGGCCUGAAGCGCCGCUUGCGCGAGACACAGUGGAGAGACAGUGCAGACGCAGAAGACCUUGUGGCAGAGGCACAAGCAGCAACUGAAUCUGCAAUGCCUACUGCUGCUGCUACACUCCGCUUCUACACAGAAACCCUCGCGCAUCUGUAUUCUGCAGCAGCGGAGCCUCUGGUGGAGUGGCUAAAUGCCGAUGAUCUCCGGGACCAGCGGACACCAGCGCAGCUGCCUCAACCCAUUCCUGCAGUCGGCAACGGCCUGGCAACAGGCGUAGCAGCAACAGGGAAAGGGGUGUCUGCUCAGGACACAGCUGCUCAGGUUCAAGCUCUCCGUCAACAGGAAGUGGCACUGGAACGGCGACUGCGAACUGCACGAGCGGAUGUGAGGCAAAUGGCGCUGCAGCAGACAGCAGAACUUCAGUCGCUCUCGCAGCUAUCAUCUCUCCUGCUCGCAGCACCCCUCGAAGUUAUUUCAGCUCACAGACGAGCACUAGCCUCGCCCUCCCUACCAACAGACAAUACCAGUAACAGCAACAGCGACAGCAGCACCACCACCAACGACGACGACAACGACAAAAGCAGCAGCAGAAACAGAAGCAGCACCAACAGGACCAACUGCAGGAAACAGCAGCACAUUCCUUAUGGCUUCUUCGACUUCGACGCGAUUGCUGCCGACCCGCUGUUUCAGCCAAGCACAGAUGAAUCAACAGCUGCAGCAGCAGCUGCAGCAGCAGGAAGCUCAUCUGAAACGGAAGACGCAGGCCACGAAAACACUGUGCAUGCAAAUACAGUUACUGCCUCCUCCGCAGCAGUGCCAGCAGCAGGAGGUGCACCUGGAGGUGCACCAGGAGCAAACGACUGCGCAGCAGUUUGGAGUGCCGUUAUGCUGCUCUUUCAGCGGGGUGCGACAGCGGCGUCUUGUGCUGUUGCAGCUAACGCUCCGCUUCUGGCAUAUUCAACUAUUAUUCACCUAGGCAAUGCUUUGUUUUUCCUUCAUUUAGAGGCCAGGUUUGGUGCUGCCCUCCUGGAGGAACUCUCGUGCACGCGGUGCGUAGACACCGCUUCACUGGCAGAGUCUACUGCUUCUCCCGGCCUGGAGCCCUUUGUCGCACCGACAGCUCGAGACGGCAACCGGGUGGCAGAUGGGGCUGCAGCUGCAGCAGUAGCAGCAGCGGCCAACAGCAGGCAGUCAAAGCGAGGAGAUCUGAAGAAUAUCUCGAGGCCUCUGGGGUCUGUGAGCGCGGCGGUCGCAGCAGCGAGGGGGUAUAGAGGGCAGCAGCAACAGCAGCAGCAGAGCGCAGAAGCCAAGCCUCAUAUUCCUUUGUCAGUAGCGGCGGGGGUAGUGGCUCAAGCAUGCAGCGAUCUCCUGUACCUCUUGCUGCAGCAGCACCUACUGGCAACGGAGAAAGAUGAGCUUAGCGUCCGUGAAAUCGAAGCAAUCCUCAGCGCAACUGGUGUUUCUCCAGCAGACGACUCCCCGGCGCCCACCUCCACUUUUCUGCAGGCCACAGAGGAAGCAGCAGCAGAUGGCAGCAGCGGUGUCACCAGCUCAGAAUCUGCAAGUCGUCAGGUGUUGAUUUGCCAACAAGCAUUCGAUGUGCAGAAGAUAAACACGUGUUUAGGCCUCUGGGCGCAACAGCAGCUCCUGGUUGCCAAACAAACAGCGGUUAAACGAGCUCGCCAGUACCUAAACGCAGCCGUCAGGGAACAUACCGCUGCAGAAGAGAAACUCGCACAGGCCUCCACUUUGGCAGCAGAAAAGGAGCCCCAAGAACCCGCACCUGCGGCGGCUGUGUCUAAGCGAAGGACAACAAAAGGUUUCGAUGCCAAAGGGGAUACUAUCCUGCCUACUUCCUCUAUUACUACAGCAGAAGAAGCAGCCAAAGCAGCUGAAGAGAUCAGAAAGUUCUGGGAAGAACGCACAAAUGCUAUGGUGGCGUCGCUCGCCAAACAGCAGCAGCUAGCCGUCCAGCUGCAGCAGGAGCUGAACCGCCAGCAUGUGGCUCCGAACCCAGCCAACGCCCUUCUCCUUAGCCUCGACAAGGCGCGAAAGGCCCUGUGGGAAUCCAAGUCCAGCAACGGAGAUCCGUCUACUCUAGGGCAGCUGUUGCAGAGAGUGCUUCGGCAGCAUCAGAAGGCAGUUCAUCUUUUGCGUCGAGAGAAGCAGUUUGAGGGCUUAUGCGGCGUGCUCUGUCGGUUGGGGGACUUGGCGUGGCUGGGGUCGCAGCAAGACGUUGCAUGCAGCGCUUGGCAAGAGGCAGUAGAGGCGUGCUUUUGGCGCCGCAACAUGCUCCAGGAGUGGGUGUACCUUGAUGAUGACUUUUUUGCCCCUGACAUAAAACAAGUCGACAUUCGCAUGCGAAGCUUUCUGCCGCUGUACCGCUGGGCCCGACUCACACACAGAAGAUCGCUGCACCAGCAGCUGCAUGCAGCGCUACUGGCGUCCCGUAUUCUUUGCGGAGUGCUGGAAACAGCAGCAGACUAUCCUCUGAAUAGUGCACAUAAAAGGGAGAGCAGUAACAACGAUACAUUGGCAGCAGCAGCAGCAAAGCAGCUGUAUGCAGGACGAAGCGACGGUGGCGUCAUUAGAUACCGCAUGAAACAGCUGCACUCACAUCUCAACUUCUUGCCCGCCUCAGUUCUCUCGCCUGCAGCUGAAGGCAGUAGCAGCAGCAGCAGCGCCGCGGCAGAGCUCGUAGAAGCGCUUGUUUGGUUUGCUUGCGUGCUGCGGUGCUGCGACUUCACACGAGAAAAAGCCUUUCCUCUCAUCGCCUCAGCAGAAUUUGUGGCAGCAGAUAUUUGCCGGAAUGUACCCAUGGCCGUCCACUGCCGGCUUGUGCGCACUUUGCUCUGCAUCGACUGCGGGGAUCUGCAGGCUGCCUAUUGGCAGUUGCGUGAGAUAGGACUUGGAGUAGGGACAGCAUUUGCUUCUCUGUCUGAACGCGGCGAGUUUCCGGGGUCGGUGUUCUCUGGGGGUGACUUUGCGGCGGUUGCUGCUGCUACUGCCGACCCCACUACUGCUUCUGGUGGUUUCAAUGAGCGCCUGACGAACAGCAGCAGCAACGUGUACACCAGCAAUCAACAGCAAAUGCCUGCUCAGGGCUUUACUAACUCACAAACAGGCAGUGCGCAGAGGAACGUCGCUGCACGAGAAGAUCUCUGGAACUGGAAACUAGACGGGCAAGCACUCUUCGCCUUCGUUCAUUCAUGCAUGCACUCACAGUAA